This is a messenger RNA of Hippocampus comes (tiger tail seahorse), 2221 nucleotides long. It is a transcript of the gene lmcd1, whose product is annotated as LIM and cysteine-rich domains 1. Lineage: Eukaryota; Metazoa; Chordata; Actinopteri; Syngnathiformes; Syngnathidae. The transcript has 7 exons. Gene Ontology annotation, molecular function: zinc ion binding. The record is from RefSeq and is a predicted model, not a curated record. The coding region runs from base 149 to 1210 and encodes 353 amino acids.
GGGGGCGAUUGGGCAGAGGAGGAGGAGAAAUACGGAGAGGGAAACAAGAGUGACGCUGGGCGAGGUGGGACAGGAAGAGGGCCUGACAAGCGAGGAAUUUAAAGUCUCAGUGUGGGUCGCGAGACGAGACGAGAGACACGAGACGAGCAUGGACGCCGCGGCCAAGAUGUCAGGAGAGGGGAGUGCAUCAAAUCCAGCUGUGUGUCUUGUUUGCAAAGACGGCUGCUCUGGUUUGCAGCCACAUUCUUGGAGGAAAGCAUGCUUGGCCUGCGGCUGCAGCGUGGUGGACCACGCCCCCGGUAACCACGCGGAUGAUGACCGGCGAAUGGGACGCCUGCUGGCCGACUCGCCCUGCGCCCACCUGACAGCCAAGGUGAAAGGGGGCGGUGGCCUUCUCCUAUACAAGAGGAACCGCAUGAUCGUGACCAAUCCAGUGGUCUCGCGCAAGGACCCCACGUUCAGUACCACCACCUACGAUUGGGCGCCCGCCGGCCUCAACCAGAAACUGGCCAAGAAGUACAUGGAGCUGAUCCCAGAGAGCCAGCGUCCUGUCUCCGGGACCGGGGGGGCAGUGCUGCGUCGCAGGCAUCUCCUUAGCCAGCUUCCCGCCUAUGAUCAGGACCCUAUGGCAUGUCAGAGCCUGGCCAGUGACAAUGAGGUUUCCGCCAUGCUGCUUUUUGUAAAGCGCUACAAAAUGGAGGUACUGGGUGUGGGCGAGGUGGCACUGCCCGGUGACAGCGAAGCCCUGCGGGAGGCGACCAAUCAGAAGGAACCCAAGGAGCAAAACCACGGUGACAAGGUUGCUGCGGACCACCACCGGGAUCACGGCACUGUCGCCCCUGUAGAGCCCCGCAAUGGAACAGAGAACAACACGCAAUACCGUUGCUCCGGUUGCGGCGACAACAUCGGAUCAGACAGCCCGGCGGUUUUUGCCGAGCACGCCGGUUACCACGCUGCCCUGUGGCAUCCCGCCUGUUUCACGUGCGCCGAAUGCGGCCAGGGAUUGGCGGACCUGGUCUACUUCUGGUCCGAUCGGAGGCUGCUGUGCGGACGACACUAUUGCCAAAGCGUCAGGCCACGCUGCUCCGGCUGUGACGAGCUGAUCUUUGGCGAGUCUUUCCACAUGGCACAAGAUGGCCGUGCGUGGCAUCACCAGCAUUAUUGCUGCUGGAGGUGUGGACAAAGCCUGGAUACGCCCUGCCACCACUGACGCACACAUACACACACAGACAGAGUACAGUGGGACCUUGAUUUACACUUGAUGAAAUCUGUUUAUUUCUUGGAUUAUGUUGUUAUAGAUGACAGUGCUAUUUUUCUAGAUCGAACUGGACUGGAUUAAUGGCAUUUCAGUUCAUUUCAAUGGGGAAAGUUGAUUUGGUCAGUCACGGUACCACUGUACACAGAUUUGAAGCAUGUUGCUUAGCCUGAGUGGAGUCUUUCAAGUGUCCAACAGCAUCGUUUGGAGUGCUUAACAGGACUUUUAUUGUGGAGUGGACGCGUUUGGCUGAUUUAUCGCCUCAUAAAUUGCCGGCCAAGUGACGUGAUCCAGAUGUGAACGCUCGCUCGCAAGGCCUUUGGAGAUGUUUGAAUGAGCUCAUAAUUGACAUUCAACUUUGCCAGACUGGACAUCUUUUGACUGUAGUAUUCUUUAUUUUUAUUCUCUCUCUCUCUCUCUCUCUCUCUCUCUCUCUCUCUCUCUCUCUCUCUCUCUCUCUCUCUCUCUCUCUCUCUCUCUCUCUCUCUCUCUCUCUCACACAUGGGGAGACCCACAUUUUAAACAAUGUCACAUUUUCAAAUUUCCCCACACCGUGGCUCGCAAUACACCCUGGCUGCAAAGCAGACGUGGCAUCCAUAAAGAUGAUGUUUACAACGUUCUAAUAUGAAAGCAUUUUAUUUUCAUCUUUGUUUUUUUGUUGUUGUUUGACUUCAUUAGAUUUCAAUCACAAAAUUAAAAUCGAAUUAUCUUUUGACAUUAUUUUCAUAAAUUAUUAUCAUGUCCAACCCGAAAAUAGAUGAAAAAUGUAUAAAAUGAAUUAACUUUAAUAAAUAUGUAUAUAACAUGAUGCAUAUACUGUAUAUGUAAAGGCUUUACACCCUGGUGUUUUUGCAGUUGAGUAAACAAACAUAAAUCUGCUAAUUGGCUCCGAAUUCCAUCUGGUAAAACUGCUGGGAUCUUUUCUUAUUUUGUUGUUCUCAUGAAAAUAAAAACACUUGAAAUGUU